Messenger RNA from Octopus sinensis (East Asian common octopus), 5151 nucleotides. RefSeq lists its product as uncharacterized. The transcript has 19 exons. Bases 148 to 5118 code for a protein of 1656 amino acids. Lineage: Eukaryota; Metazoa; Mollusca; Cephalopoda; Octopoda; Octopodidae. Gene Ontology annotation, molecular function: protein binding. The record is from RefSeq and is a predicted model, not a curated record.
CCCUUGUCUGCCAGCGUUCCAGUUUGAAAGAACAGUAAAUUCAACAGAGGCAAAAAAUAUUGCAGCUGUUGAAAAUAUUGAACAACAACAUUUACCAGAGAAUUUCUCCUCCUUGAUGGAUAACUAUAAGAGUUUUCCUUAGGAAUUAUGGGUACACGAUUCAGUCAAGGUCGGCGGAAACCAGUCCCAAAUGAAAAACCUCCAUAUGUCUCUGAGGAAGAACAAACUACAUAUGUCUCUAAGAAAGAAAUCAACUAUUUAACUCAGAUGUUUCAAUUUGUCAACAAUGACAGGAAGAAGGGUGAAUUCUGUGACACAAUAGUUGCAUCGAGAAAUCAGUACUUCAUGGUACAUAGUAUAAUGCUCGCAUGCAAUAGUUACAUUUUCCGCAACAUAACUGAGAGAUAUAUCAAUCACCACAAGCGUUUAACUAUAUAUGUGGAUUCCAUUAAACCACACAUAUUUGAACUGUUGCUUGAGUACAUAUAUACAGGUAAACUGGGUUUGAAAAGAACGAAUGUUGCCGAAGUUUCCAUGGCCGCAAUGGAUUUGAAAAUCCCAACUAUCUGUGAACUUUGUACUAAUUUCAUUCAAGAUAUGGAUUUAGAACAAGCUCUAAUAAUUAUUUUAACCAAAAACAUACCGCUUUCAAAUCAAGUUUUUCGUAUGGCUUUCCAGUUCGUUGAGAAUAACUUCAGUAAAGUUUGUGAACAUGAACUUUACAUGAAAAUAGAGAUCAAUGUUUUGUCAAGACUUUUAUCAAGUGACAACUUAAAUAUACGAUGGGAAUUGGAGGUGCUUGACAACUUACUAAAAUGGACCUACCAUAGCUUCAAGAAUCGAAAGAAUUAUUUUUCAAGUCUUAUUAAACACGUUCGCUUCACCCAAAUGACCAUGCAGGAAUUGCGUUAUGCUUGCACCAUGGCCAAACUGUUCCGAGAAUCAAGUGUCUGUGAAAUUGUUGUUGCAGAAUCUGUUCGACAAAGAUAUCUCUUACUCAAGGGAGACUUAAACCACACAAGUGAAAACCCCAGAAAUUGUUUUAAAACAGCUGAAGAGAAUUCUACCACAGGUGCCAAUAAUUGUCUGACAUCCAGCAUUUUGGAAGGCAAUAUUCAAUCCAAACCAAAUAUAAUGCAAAUAAGUGGUGGGAAAUCAUGUGUGACCAAUGCCAAAUCAGAUCUUGUCCCAAAGUUAAACUCUGAAGAAAUUUGUAAUCAUAAUCGAAACCGUCAGUUUUCACCAAAUGUCUUUAAUAAUAUUCAGUCUUUUAUGGGCAAUUCUAUGAAUGCCAGAUCUUGUGAGAAUAUUUCUUCAGUUCAGCUUAACAAGAGAGAUGGGAAGUUGCAAACACAAAGUAAAAUAGGAAGCAGUUUAAACAAAUCAUCAUUCAAUCAAUUUAAAGAGAUUUUGGAUGGAUCUAAUCAAUUAGUGAAAGCUACAACAGAAUUUAAGUCUGACCUAACAAAACAGAAAGCAGUAACUCAUGACAACUCUGCUCAAAUAAAUGUAGUGCCAGUUUUGAUUGAAAAAUCAGCAUCUGUUUUACUUAGCAAAAGAAGCAAUGCAAUAGAUUUGUCAAGUGAUAUCUACAAUCUAUUUGAUUAUACUACAGAGAUAAAUCCACUUUAUGCUGACAAGGAAUCAAAAUUGUUUCCAUUAGAUAAUUCUAGUAAAAUUAAAACAAUCUGUGGACAGACAAAGAACUUGAGAAUUAAACGACAAUCUAAAAUGCGUUUGUUCAUUAAGUCUAACAGAUUAAAAGUAAACAAUAGAAUAUCUAAAAUCCUUCAUAAGAGAACUUCAGGUAUUUCUUGUAUGUUUGUUAGACGAAAGAAACCAACAAUUAUCAAAGAUUCUUAUCUAACACUAAAAUCUAAAACAGUUUUAGGAGGUGUUGAAAAUGGUUUGAUAAACAACAAGAAACAUUUUCCCUCAGCUUCACCUAUUUUCAGUAAAAGCAAAAUGUUUACUUGUCAUAAUAAUGAUACAACUACUAUAAGAAGGUAUGGUAGGGUAAAAUAUAUUGAAGGUGGAUUUUGUAACUGUGUACUUUCAAACAGUGAAGCUGGUUCAGGAACAGAGUUAGAAAACGAUGAGAAUUCUAAUAAUGAAAAUAGUACUCCCCUUGGCAACACUGGGAUCAAAUUAGAUCAUAUUUCUCAGCCAGAAGAACAAGCACAUGACAGAAGGACAUUUCUGGAUGAUAUUGAAGAUGAAAAUCAUGAAGUCACACCAGUUAUCCAUGGACCAGUAAUCCGCUUAACAAAAACACAUUUAACAUCAGACGAAAAAAAAACUCUUCCAGAUUUCCAUAGAAGAGUUACUUAUGGAACUAAUAUAUCGAUAAAGACUGGUGAACCUUUGUCUCCAGGAACAAAUGUUACUUCUGCCUAUAUUUGGGAAAACAGCUCUAUAUCAAGGCCAGUCAUUAUGAUGAAAAAUACUGACUUUAAUUAUAACUUACCCAAUGUCUGUUCAGUUCUUUCAACACCAGACAGUAUAAGUAAACCUCUACCUGAUCUCACUACAUUCCUUACUCAGAGACGCAAUUCUGUUGAUGUAUGCACUGACUUAUUAAGAUUUGCACGUAAGAGAUCAAUGCCAAAAAAAUGUUUUUCUGAUGAAGUAUUAAGUGUUUGGGAGACAGAACUGAAAAAGGGUAUUUCUGAAGCUGCUGAAAAUUAUAAACAUAGUGUUCUAUUUAAUAAGAAAAAUCAAAAAGUUAGAAUGGUGUCUCGGAUUGUUGAGGUAGAUAGCAACUCCUCUGAAACACCAGUUACAGCGAAUGAUGACAAAAAUCAUUCACAGCAUACCAAAAGUAUGGAACUAAAUUCCUCAAACAAAACAAAUAUGAUUCUCCGUUUUAGCACAGAAGCUUGUUUAGACACUGUGCCGGAAGUUGAUUACAAUAUAGAAAAUAAGAUAGGAACUAAUGAAAAAGAUAAACACACAAAUGAAAAUAAUUAUGACUCUGCAAAGGAAGAAACAUCAUUAGAUCUUCUAAGCAUCCAAGCUGUUGCUGCAUGCUCUUGCACAUCUAUGCCAACGAUGGAUUGGAAUGACCACCCAGAGGAAACACCUUUUGGCUUCAUACAUGAGGAACCUAUUUCAACAUCUGCAUUUAACAUAGAGCCUAGAAAACCUCAAGAGAUCUUUACAAAAGGGGAAAAAGAUACUAUUAAAUGUGUAGUCUUAGCUAGUGACAUCAAAACAUGCAAUGAAUGCAAAGAUAUUGAACCUACUUCAGCAUCUGCUCCACCUAGAAAAACUACUGAGACCCAGGAUUUCAAUAUGGAUCUGGCUGAACAAGAAAAAGAUUCUGUUAACUACUUAAUGGGUGGUGGCAAAGUGGAAGAAUAUGAUAUAUAUAAAAAUAGGAAAGAUGCUUCAACAUCUGCUUCACCCAAAGAGAUCAAUCAAGCCCAAAAGACCAGAGAAUCUGAAGAGAUCAACAUAGACCUUGCUAAACAAGAACAGGAUACUGUAAAAUAUGUAGUGGUUGGUGGUAACAUUGAAAGAUGUAAGAUAUGUAAAAAUAUUAAACCUACUUCACCCAACGAGAUCAAUGAACCCCAAGAGACUGGACAACCUGAAGAAAUUGACAUAAACCUUGCUAAGCAAAAUCAGGAUACUGUUGAAUAUGUUGUGUUCGGUAGUGAUGUGGAAAGAUGUAAGGUAUGCAAAAAUCUUAAAACUGCAUCAACAUCUCCUAAAAAGAUUAAUCAAGCCCAACAAACCAGACAACCUGAAAAGGUCAACUUUGCUAAACAGGAACAGGAUACUGUUGAUUAUGUAAUGGCUGGUAGAAAGAUGGAAAGAUGUAAGAUAUGUAAAAAUUUUAAAGUUACUUCAACAUCUGCUUCACCCAAAAUGAUCAGCGAACCCCAAGAGACUAGGCAACCUAGAGAAAUUGACAUAGACCUUGCUAAACAAGAACAGGAUACUGUUGAAUAUGUAAUGGUUGGUAACAAGAUGCAAAGAUGUAAGAUAUGUAAACAAUUUAAGGUUGCUUCAACAUCUGCUUCACCCCAAAUGAUCAGUGAACCCCAAGAGACCAUAGAACCUAGAGAAAUUGAUAUAGACCUUGCUAAACAGGAACAGGAUACUGUUGAAUAUUUAGUGACUGGUAACAAGAUGCAAAGAUGUAAGAUAUGUAAACAAUUUAAGGUUGCUUCAACAUCUGCUUCACCCAAAAUGAUCAGUGGACCCCAAGAGACCAGACAACUUGGAGAAAUUGAUAUAGACCUUUCUAAACAAGAACAGGAUACUGUUAACUACACAGUUGCUGGUAGUAAGAUGGAAAGAUGUAUGAUAUGUAAUAAUUUAAAACUUGCUCUAACAUCUGCUUCACCCGAAGAGAUCAGUGAACCCCAAGAAAUCAGCAGAGAUCUUGCUAAACAAGAACAAUUAAAGUAUCAAAUACGUGGUAGUAAUGUAGAAACAUGUAAUGCGUGCAGAGCCCUUGUGCCUUUUUCAACAUUUGCUCAAUCUAAAGAGACCGGUGAACCCCGUGAGAUCAACAUAGAUGUUUCUAAACAAGAACAAGAUUCUGCUGAAUAUGUAGUGCCUGAUGACACGAAGGAAAUAUGUGAUAUAUGCAAAAAUAUGAAGUCUCCUUCAACACCCACUGCACCCACUCAACCCCAAGAGAUCAACAUAGACCUUGCUGAACAAGCAGAAGGUAGCACUAAAUACUUCGUGACUAACGAUAACAAGUACAUUGAUAUCAAUGCUGCUUCAACAUCCAGAGUUGUCAAAGAGGUGUAUCAACCCCAAGAUAUCAAAGUUCACUAUGCAGAACCAGAACCGGCCUGUCAUUAUUGUUUGGUGGACGACAUUGAUGAUCUCGUAGAUGUUAGCAGUUCUUUUCUCACCUUCGAAGAGCCUUGUUGCUGUUGCAGUAAACCACAUAGUUUCGAAACUGAAUUAACUCGGAUCCUCGAAGAUCAUAUUGCUCAGCCAUGUUGUGCUCAUAUUGUAACAAGGAACCUAGCAAGCAUGUGUGAAGACAACCUUCUUUCAUGCAGUUCUAGUAUAUCUUCCAUGGAGGACUUUGAUUUUUUAUUUACCAACCAUGCAGACAGUUUUGAUCUUAAAUUUACAAAUAUUAAUUGAGUAUAAAAAUAAUAAAAGAAACUAUACUUUCUU